Molecule: messenger RNA, 3225 nt
Organism: Gigantopelta aegis
Lineage: Eukaryota; Metazoa; Mollusca; Gastropoda; Neomphalida; Peltospiridae
Product: sodium bicarbonate transporter-like protein 11
Exons: 18
Coding region: 16-2688 (890 amino acids)
Biological process (GO): monoatomic anion transport; monoatomic ion homeostasis; transmembrane transport
Cellular component (GO): basolateral plasma membrane; plasma membrane
Molecular function (GO): solute:inorganic anion antiporter activity
Source: RefSeq, a predicted model, not a curated record
UACAGGAAAAUCAAAAUGUCAGAGUCGAGUUCAAGCUCAGAGGAGAUUAAUAAUUUGUUACCAACGCGGUCUUUGGAUGCCGAGAAAAGUCAUCCGUUACACAAUGAUGAUAAAACAGCGGAAUUAGAUGUGUCUGAAUCCAUCAUUUCUGAUGUUGAUGGCUAUCAGACUGAAGGUGGUUCUGCAAUAUCAUCAAUGACGUCACUUGUUGAAGUGCCAGUAACCAAGUCUCAUUCUUUAGAGAUAUUUGCAGCUGAAUCAUCCUCCAGGAUGCGUCGACACAUGAGUGUAUCACUAGGAGAAAUAAGAAGACUGAAAUUAAAGCCUGCAGUGCGAGCACAUUUUACUGACAGUCACAUUGAUCAAAAGGGUUUGGCAUUGAUCUACUCGCGGUAUGAGAAAGUUCCAUUUAAAGACUUUAGCAAUGAGGUUCGUGCUAUUUGGGAUGUCCAGCAAUUCAUCAAACAGACUGCUUUGCUUCUCCAUAUAGAUGAAACCAAUUUGGAUAAAAUUAUUCAUGCAAUUCUAAAGAAGAUGUUGGGCCAUUUGAACAAUUAUUCACAGUGCAUGACGCAGGCUAAAAAACGUCUCUUCACAGUUGACAAUGUGCACCAGCUGAGUCGCACAUUGCAGUGUUCCACCAUAGAUAGAAGUGGAGGAGGUUUUGUUUAUGGACAGAACUUUGUAUGUGCCUUAGCCAGUAUAUUAUAUAUUCAGAGACGUUUUGUUGGAAUUGGGCGUCUGAAUCAUCCAGUUAAUUUAGGCCAAACAUGUCAAGAAGUGUCAUUUGUUAUUGUGAUUCUCGCUCCAAUCAAAGAGAAAGGUAUAAACAGUGAGCUCGAGAUUGGUCGAACAUUUGCAACAAUGUUGUCCAGUGUAGACUUUCGACAAGCUCUUUUGGAUUCUCCAGGUGAAAAGGAAUUUUUGGAUGAACUGGAAAGACAGAUGCAUAUUCUAUCCAAGUAUCAUCGAACAAGCGAGGAUUCUGUCCGAAAUUUUGACAAAUGUUUUAAUGCAAAGAAUAUAACAUAUCAUCCUUUCGUAGGACUAAGUGGAGAUUUCAAAAGGCGAAUUGUUCAUUACAAGUCAGACUAUCUGGAUGGCAUUUCUGACAUGAAGACUAUUCAAAAGGUCAUAUCUACGACAUUUUUCCUUUACUUUGCCUGUCUGCUGCCAUCCAUUGCCUUUGGAGUGCUCAAUGCUUUCAAUACCAACAACAUACUCACUGUUGAAAAGGUUCUGUUUACACAGACAUUUGGCGGUCUGAUAUUUGCCUUUUUUGGUGGAACCCCUCAGGUUGUGUUACUCACCACCGCACCUCUUGCUCUGUUCACAAAAAUUAUCUUCAGUAUCUGUGAAGAUUAUCAAAUGCAGUUUAAGUCCAUGUACUGCUGUGUUGGACUCUGGAAUGCCUUCUUUCUGGUGUUAUAUGGAAUUUUUAACGUCAGUAAUUUCAUGAAGUAUUCAACCAGAUCAACAGAAGAACUAUUUUCUUUGUUUAUUGCAACUGCCUUUGCUCAUGGUGCAUUUAAGGAUUCUUUUUCCAACUUUAAUGACAACUACCAUGACCCUGCCUGCAAACGACCUGAUGCCCCCAAUGAAGUGCACUUGACAACACUGUCGACUAGGACAGCUGCGGUCACAUCUGCAGUCACAUCUGAGGUCACAUCGGCACUUACUGACAACAUCUCUGUGUACACAAUACAGAUGCCAAACGUCGAAAGGUGUCAUCGCGAUGUCAGCAUGCUCUACCUUGUGCUUCUGUUUGGAACUGUGAUGCUUGGGGUGAUGCUUUUCCGAAUUAGAAAGACGCCGUAUCUGACUGCAGGAAAGAGAGAGAUAUUUUCAGACUACUCAUUGCCAAUAUCUGUUAUUAUAAUGUCCAUCAUUGGUUCAUAUUUCUUCAGUGAUGUCAGAAUGGGUGAAAGUUUCAACUCUGAUGCAGAUCCAGACCUGUUUCAAUUGGUCACCAUGGACGAUCUUUCCUUUGGAGCAGUAUUCGCAGCUAUGGCACUCGGAUUUUGUUUGUCCUGGCUCUUCUACAUGGGUCAAAACAUAUGCGCUAAAUUUGUGAACAAUCCUAAUAACAGAAUGAAGAAAGGCACUGCAGACCACUGGGACCUGACAGUUAUUGCUUUAGUGAAUGUCGUUCUGUCAUUAUACACUUUUCCCUGGUUGCAUGCAGCUUUACCGCAUUCUCCAAUGCAUGUGUAUGCUCUCGCUGACAUGGAGGAACGAGUGCAACAAGGAAAUAUACAACGGAAUGUUGUGAGAGUGAGAGAGACACGACUGACUGGGAUUUUCUCUAAUGCUUUGAUUGGUCUCAGUUUACUGUUCAUGCCCAUAUUGGCCAAAAUUCCAACCCCUGUUUUAUAUGGCGUCUUUCUCUACCUGGCUGUUACAGCCCUGUUCACAAACCAGAUAGUGGAACGAAUCGCAUUGCUCUUCAUGGAGCAGGGUGCAUAUCCACCAAACCACUACAUCCGGCGAGUGCCACAGUUGAAGAUUCAUAUGUUCACAUUGAUACAGAUUGUGCAGUACAUAGUACUCUGUCUUGUGGGAUUUUUUGGAAUUUCCUAUGUGAAAAUGUUCUUUCCUGUUCUCAUUUUCCUUCUCAUUCCCAUCAGACACAAAGUCCUGACAAAGUUAUUCAGUCGAAAAUAUCUCAGAGCCAUAGAUGGACACUAGCAGUUUAGUUUCAGACCCUCAACUUUGGGAAUAGAACUUUUAAGUCAAUGUAUUGAAUACCCGGUAGAGAAGAUUUUGUACAUGUUUGUAAUAAUGUAAAUUAUGUAUUCAUAUGUAGUUAUAUAUGGUAGAACAUUCAGUUCACUUUCUUUCUGAAGCUGAUUUGAUGCAAUAUUGUGUCAAGUAAAGGCACUAUUCCAAGUUUGGUACAUUGUAACAUGUUUAUGACUACGAUAACCAAUCCUUUUUUCAUGACUUAAAUUACAUAUUAAAGAUAUUUUCCUGUUUAGAAUAUCAGUAUCUGUAUGAACAAGGUGUUUGUUGCAGUCCACUGGUAUUGGUGGCACAGUGGUUAAGCCAUCGGACUGCAGGAUGGUAGGUAGAAUGUUUGCAGCCGGGUACCGGCUCCAUCCCAGAGCGAGUUCUUAAGGCCACUACACCCUCUUCUCUCUCACUAAGCACUAACAAAAAAAUAACUAAUCCAUCGUCCUGCACAGACAGCCCAGAUAGCUGAGGUGUUUGUCCAAGACAGCGUGC